This is a messenger RNA of Pseudoliparis swirei, 2140 nucleotides long. RefSeq names its product transmembrane protein 119b (gene tmem119b). Lineage: Eukaryota; Metazoa; Chordata; Actinopteri; Perciformes; Liparidae. Gene Ontology annotation, cellular component: plasma membrane. Gene Ontology annotation, biological process: positive regulation of osteoblast proliferation; positive regulation of osteoblast differentiation; positive regulation of bone mineralization. The coding region runs from base 201 to 1028 and encodes 275 amino acids. The transcript has 2 exons. The record is from RefSeq and is a predicted model, not a curated record.
UGUCCUCCUGGUGAACAACAUAUCCAGACAGACCUCCAGCCUGAAAUCUGAAACUGCAGAAGUAGUGUGGCUCACGGAGCAUUUGCAACUCUCGGCUGUGCGCCCUCUCAGUUCACUUUUAUUCAGACUGGUUUCACACAUCCUCCAUCAGAGGAAACUCUCACAGAGACACUUCUUCUGCCGCAAUCCUGAGGUGAAACAUGCUGCCGACGGGCCUUCAGCUGACCGGUCUGUGCGUGGUGCUCUGCAUCAGCUGCAGCUUUGCCACACCUCAAUCGCUCUACAGUAUUCUAGAAGGAAGUGCAGAUGAGGAAGAUCUCAGCAUCCUAACUUCCUCUCUUCCCACCAGCAACCUCUCCUCUGAGCACCAAACCACAGCUGUUGGCCCCACCCAUGUGGAAAUGGACUUUCUGAAUCGAGUUGUGGACUUCCUGGAGAAGAACACACUUCUUAUCCUGGUCGCAGGCUCUUUCAUCCUUCUCGUCUUCCUUCUUAUCUGUGGAGCAAUCAUCAUGAGCCGCAGGCACAAAGUCAAUGCCUACUACCCUUCCUCUUUCCCCUCAAAAAUGUACGUGGACCACAGGGACAAAACCGGAGGUGCUAAACUUUUUAAUGAAGUGCCGGAGAAACCCGCUCCUGAGCAGGAGAGUGAGCCAGUGGACUCUCACAAGCAGCUGCAGGCCGACAUUAUGAGGGCUGCCAAGAGGCUGCGCACACCAAAUAAAUGUGUCGAUGCUGCAGAGGGAAGGGAUCCCAGUCAGAAAGUAGCAGACCGCAGGCCUGAGGUCAGCGGUCAUCCAGACGGCAGCAUCCUGGACCAGCAGCUUCCAAGUCUCCCUCAGGUAAAGGAUCCGUGUGGACUUUCCGACAGUGAAGCAGCUGCAGCAGGAAGCCUCGAGCCGAAACCUCCAGAGCCAGAUGAUUCACAGGGACCUUUACCUGGCAGGAGUCUGCGGCCCCCCUCUCUGCAUAUCCACAAUGACUCUGCUACACUUCAGCUCAUCGCAGGAGAGAAAACUGCCUUCUAACUAUUCUGAUCACCGACCUGAAUGUACUGUUUUUUAAGGCUUUUAAUCCAUGAGUAGCAAUUUGUCCAGCAAAACAUUUUCAAAGAUGUAUUGAGGUUUGUUAAAUUCAAAUCCUGAGUGCUAUUUCUGUUGCAAUACUGUGUUUAUAUUCAGUGGAGGGAAAUGCAUGCAGCAACCUGUUGCUUCCUAGCUACUGGAUACGUCUUUCCUACCAUAUUAUAAACAUGUCUCGAGUAACCUCAUUAACAUCUGGUUGAAAACACAGUUCUUAUUAUGGGAUGUUUUUCGUGUUCAGUGUGCAUUGAAUUUCCUCAGCGUUCCUGCAUAGAGGUCCCUCCAGUAAACAUCAUGCCUGCAAACUCAUGAGUGAAAAAGGUGACGGGGGGGAGAGAGAGAGUGUGCUGGUGACUUUUUUUUGUCGCCACACGUUGUAUGAACUACGGUCAUUUGAUUGUUGUGACCACAAAUCAAUGGGUCCACCAUUCUCACUAAGUCAGUGAUCGGGCACUAUAAUAAUAGUAAUAAAUAUAAAUUGUCAUUAUAUAUAAUAUGGUCAUUCAUGAACCAACUUUUUGGCCUGAACAAGUCUUCAAGUCUUGUGUGCUCUGCUGAGCCUUGAGUCUGUUCUGCCUCUACCUGGUUGUCACGAUCUUUGAUACAAUACCUGCCAUAAAUAUCAUGAUACUACCACAAUACCAGAAUUCAAUACAAUACCAUAAAUACGUAUGAUACCGUAAAUACGAUACUGGUAUAUUUAUCUAUAAUAGUAAUAAUCCAAACUUCUAUUUGGUUCCUUUUUUACCAACACUUGAUAGCCAUGAUAGCAUUGAUUAUACACGGCUAUGUGGCUUUUUGUCAGAAUCUGACCAGAUGAUACAGAGUUCCUUCAGUGUGAGCAAUUAUAGAGUUACAUAACUUUACAGAUGUGGCUUUGAUGUGGCUUUGAAACACACACACACACAUAUAUGUACAUAUAUAUACAUAUAUAUAUAUGUAUGUAUAUACACUACCGUUCAAAAGUUUGGGAUCACUUAGAAAUGUCCUUAUUUUUCAAAGAAAAGCAUUGUUUUUUUCAAUUAAGAUAACAUUAAAUCAAUCAGAAAUACACUCUA